Molecule: messenger RNA, 1883 nt
Organism: Megalobrama amblycephala (Wuchang bream)
Lineage: Eukaryota; Metazoa; Chordata; Actinopteri; Cypriniformes; Xenocyprididae
Product: growth/differentiation factor 11-like
Exons: 2
Biological process (GO): SMAD protein signal transduction
Cellular component (GO): extracellular region
Molecular function (GO): cytokine activity; growth factor activity
Source: RefSeq, a predicted model, not a curated record
AAUUUUAUUUUGUUUCCUUCAGCUGAACCUCUCGUGCAGGUGGAUGGGAAACCCAGCUGUUGUUUCUUCAAGUUCAGUCCAAAACUGAUGUUUACCAAAGUCCUGAAAGCCCAGCUGUGGGUUUAUCUGCGGCCACUACAGCAAACUUCCACUGUUUACCUGCAGAUCCUUCGCCUUAAACCUAUCACUGAGCAAGGAAGCAGACACAUCCGCAUCCGGUCACUCAAGAUCGAGCUCAAUUCUCAAGUUGGUCAUUGGCAGAGCAUUGAUUUCAAACAUGUGUUGCAGAACUGGUUCAAGCAGCCACAUACAAACUGGGGCAUUGAUAUAAACGCCUAUGAUGAGAGUGGCAAUGACCUGGCUGUGACGUCUCUGCGGCCUGGAGAGGAGGGACUGCCAUUCCUGGAGGUCAAGGUUCUUGAAACAACCAAGCGAUCACGGAGGAAUCUGGGUCUUGACUGUGAUGAGCACUCCACAGAAUCCCGCUGUUGUCGCUACCCACUCACAGUGGACUUUGAAGCUUUUGGCUGGGACUGGAUCAUUGCUCCUAAACGUUACAAGGCAAACUACUGCUCAGGCCAGUGUGAGUACAUGUUCAUGCAGAAGUACCCACAUACUCAUCUGGUGCAGCAUGCCAAUCCCAGAGGCUCAGCAGGGCCAUGCUGCACACCCACGAAGAUGUCUCCGAUAAACAUGCUCUACUUCAAUGAUAAACAGCAGAUAAUCCAUGGCAAAAUCCCAGGAAUGGUGGUGGACCGUUGUGGCUGUUCAUAGAAUUGAGGAUUUUUGGUUGAGCUAAGGGGAAGUGAUUGAGGGAGGGUGUCAGGGAUGCAGUCUAAAAUCUGCUAGUCUCUACAAUUUCCUUAUAUUUUCCUUACAUUCUUUGGAAAGAAUACUACAUAAUGUACAGAGAACAAAAACAUGUUUGUAGUUUCUUUCGCAAGUCCAGCAGAACAGUCCAGGAUAAAUCCUAAUAUGAUUUUUUACUUUAUUAUUUGAAUCUUGAACAAUUUUGUACACACAAGACUUGGCUGCUUAGUUUUUAUUUUUUUAAUGCAUUGCGCUGAGUAGCUCUGGCCACAUUCAAAGAGAUUCAUAGGUCCAAAAUUCCGCUCUGCAGCAAAUAUAUUCUCAUUGCCUGUGAUUUUGCUACUUUGUGCAGUAUUCCACAUUCAGAGAGAAUAGAAAAAAAUUCUUGGUGCAUUGAAGAAAUGACAGGAGACACAUGCACCCCACCCCCUUCACUAAUGCUGCUACCACUAUGGUGCGACAUUCUCAAUAAUCUAAGCACCCUUUCAUGACUUUGAUCCUCUUUUUACCCUUGAUCUUGUAAAAAGCAAAGGGAAAAGGGAAGAAAAAGGAAGACAUUUUUAUUUUUAAUACUUUUAAGGAGAAAAGGAACAUGUCUAAUAGUGCUUUUAGCACUAUUAAUGUAUUUCAGCAACUGCGAUGGACAAAAUCAUCUUAAGAAAAAAAUAACAAAAAUAACUUAUUUAAAAAGAUAAUGUCACACAUAUCUAGAGUGUCACACACAACAAUUUAAUGGUAAUUUGUGUAAAGAUAAUGUUUCCCAUGAACUAAGUUUGGUUUCAGUGAUUUGGAUUCAGUGAUUUAUUGGUAUCAAAAAAUCAGUGUUAAAGUAAAACAAAAUAAUACAUGUCCAUGUCCAUGUCCAUGGCUAUAUUCACUUGUACUGAAUACAGUUAAAUAUGGGUCCCUAUGCUGACACAGGUAUUUACAUCAACAUAAAAGAACAGAUGUCACUGUAAAUCACAACUAUAAUACUCUAUCCUGUGUAGAUAAGACACUUUUUGAAUGAGUGUCUGCAAUAUAGAGACAUUUAGAGAAAAAUCAUUUCAUUUAACUUUUUCUGUAUUUAAUCA